UUCCCCACAAAUCAUUAUUUUAUAUUUCAAGACUCAAUGCAGCACUGUUUCUGGCCCCAAAACCAAAGAAAAAAGAAGACCCUCAGCAGAGAGGAGUCUUUGCUGGAGUCUUCAGUCUUUUAUUUCUCUCUUUUCUGCCAUUUGAAUCCUCAUCUUCACAGGAAUUUUUCUAUUUUUCAUCUGGGUAUCAACUUUUUCUUCACUUGUGUUAUACUUUGGUGAAAGUUUGAUUUUUCUGUGUUGAGAUUUGCAUUGAUUCCCAUCUUUUUUGCAUGAUUCAACUCUUUUUUGAGGCUUGAAUGGGAAGAAAGAUUUAAUUUUUUUUUGGGAAGAGUGUUGAUUAUAAAUGCUCUAUGAUGUGUUAAAUGAUGAUGAUGAUGAGUCUUUUGACCAAGAAAAGUGGAAAUAGAGAGAGAAGGUUUGCCCUUUGAAAGCGAGAAUUGUUUCUCUUUCAGGUUUUCACAUCUCUCGUGUGUAUUUUUUGUUAAAUGUAAUGUUCUUUCUUGAAAGGCCGUUGAUGUGGAUAGUUUGGAGAGUCUUUUUACAAGGGGUUUGUGUCAUUCAAUAAUUGGGUGAUUCAAGAUUAGUUGUUUGACAAAAUGCCUAUGUAUCAGCCUUCAAAGAGAGAUGGGCUUGUUGGGUUUGAGGGUGGGCUUAUCUUAGAUCUUGAUACUGCAGUGAUAAAUGGAGUCUUGGGUGAAGUUGCAGGUGGGGGUUUUGGUGGAGGAGUUGGAGAAAAAAUUGAUCUGAAGAAAAUGAUAAAAGAGCUAAAUUUACCUGAAGUUCCAUCAGUUUUUAUUUGUCCCAUUUCUCUUGAACCAAUGCAAGACCCUGUGACUCUUUGCACUGGGCAAACCUAUGAGAAAUCCAACAUUCUCAAAUGGCUAAGUUUGGGACACUAUACUUGUCCCACUACAAUGCAAGAACUUUGGGAUGAUACAGUAACUCCAAACAAGACCCUUUAUCAUUUAAUCUACACUUGGUUUUCUCAGAAGUAUUUGCAAAUGAAGAAAAGAUCUGAGGAUGCACAGGGGAGGGCAACAGAGCUUCUCAAUACCCUGAAGAAGGCAAAAAGUCAGGCUAGAAUACAAGCCCUUAAGGAACUUGAACAAGUUGUCAAGGAUCAUGUCACUGCUAGGAAGUCUGUGGUUGAUGAAGGUGGAGUGGUUCUUCUGUCAUCUUUACUUGGUCCAUUUACUUCGUAUUCUGUAGGCUCUGAAGUUAUAGCAAUUCUUGUGAACUUGACUCUAAAUUCAGAGUCGAAAACGAAUUUGAUACAGCCUGCAAAGGUAUCAUCAAUUAUAGAUAUUUUGAACGAAGGAUCUAUUGAAACAAAAGUCAAUUGUGUUAGGUUAAUUGAAAAGCUGAUGGAAGAGAAGGAAUUUGAAGUAGAAAUUGUCUCCAGCCAUAGUUUGUUGGUUGCUUUGAUGAGACUGGUGCGGGAUAACAGACGCCCUAAUGGACAUUUACCUGCGCUUGGGCUUCUCAAAUCAAUUUGCACGCACGAUCAAGUUAGGAGUUUGAUUGUAAGCAUUGGUGCUAUUCCUCAAUUGAUGAAAAUGUUGCCUGUCUUGAGUCCAGAAAGCUUGGAAUUAGCCCUUUUCAUUUUGGAUGUCCUGUCAUCUGUGCAUGAAGGAAGACAGGCUUUGAAGGAUUGUUCCAACACUAUACCAAAUGUGGUUAAACUACUUAUGAGAGUUUCGGAAAGCUGUACAGAAUAUGCACUUUCAAUCUUGUGGUCUGUGUGCAAACUCUCCCCUGAUGAAUGCUUGGCAAUAGCUGUGGAUGCUGGUCUUGCAGCAAAGCUUCUUCUUGUCAUUCAGAGUGGUUGCAGUCAAGUACUGAAGCAGCGUGCCGCUGAGCUUUUGAAGCUCUGUAGUCUGAAUUAUUCAGAUACCAUCUUCAUUUCUAAGUGCAAACUGACCAGAACAAUCCAAUAAAUACAGAAUCUCGGUCAUUUCUAACCUGGGUCAUCUCCUUCGUUAGUGGGUCAAAAGGAGGUGAAGGGCUUCCAGAGAUGAAGCAUUGAAGUUACAAUCUUUGGUUAUUCGACGGGUAUUAUGCAAAAUGUGGUAUUGAGAUUCGAGAUCAGUUUACCGAAUGUAUCUGUUCGUGUUAGUGAAUUGACAUUCAUGGAGAUACAUUAUGUAAAUGUAAGCACACACUGCUUCGUGGAACAGUUGGUUCCUGCAUAAGUUUCUUAAGAAGCACCAGAAAGACAGCUUAGAUGUGAAACCGAGCUCAAAAAAAAAAAAAAAAAAAAAAUUUCAUUUGUGAAUGGAUAAAAAGAAUGUGCAAGUUUCUUGUAGCCAGAGUAUACUGAUUUAAGCGAUGGCAUUGAAUGGAAAAUUUAGUUUGUAAUUGUUCAGCAGCUGCUUUCAGGAAUCUUGUGUAUCGAUAAUUCCUAUAGGAUCCAGGUUCUCAUGUUUCUUUUCAACUAUGUAGAAGUUUUGUUUUGGCCUUAUAGAGUGUAGAAAAAGGUUGCCAUUGGCCUUUGAAAUCCAUUCAAUAUGUACAAUCAAUUUCCAAUUUCAGUUCAUUAUGAUAUUACUUUGCAGAGUUCCAUA
This is a messenger RNA of Olea europaea var. sylvestris, 2567 nucleotides long. Its product is annotated as U-box domain-containing protein 30-like. The record is from RefSeq and is a predicted model, not a curated record. Lineage: Eukaryota; Viridiplantae; Streptophyta; Magnoliopsida; Lamiales; Oleaceae. The transcript has a single exon. Gene Ontology annotation, biological process: protein ubiquitination. The coding region runs from base 600 to 1940 and encodes 446 amino acids. Gene Ontology annotation, molecular function: ubiquitin protein ligase activity.